CGCUUUUAUUAGAGGUCUGUGGUAUUAUAAAUUCUUGUAACUCCAAACUUUACCUUUUUCCGAUUUGUGACAAAAAAAUUUUAAAAUGAAUAAAAUUAAAUUUAAAGUAUCUAAUUUCUAGAAAAGAAAUAGCACAACUAAAAGAGUAUAGAUAAUUCUGGAUAUUCAUCAUUAUUGACAUGUUUGACAAACAACUGAUAAAGCGCAGAUUUAUCUAGAAAGAAUGGACCGAGUAAGAAUCAAAAUUGUAGAUUGUUUCUUAUCUUCGAUAGUUUUCUUUCCCAUGACUGUUAUUUAUUGGCGAGGUAGUUGGGAUCUAUUAGAUAUUUAUGUCUUACCUCGUUACUCUAAGAUUAUUCGUUUCGGAAGCAUGUACAUAUUUGGUUUAUUUGGAAUAGCAGCUUAUUUCUCUCAACCUCUACUGGAACGCCAAUUGCGUAAUAUUAACGGAACACUGAGGGGUAUGUUAUGCCGCUUUUACAUGUAUGCUUACAGUUGGAUGAACAUGAGUGUAUGGAGGGGAGGCUGGGGUGUUCUGAGUGAAGCGGAAGGAGAUAAUUGGAAACGAUCAGCAAUCGUGCUUUCCGUGUCUUAUUUCCUACUCGUUUUAAUGAGGACGUCAAGAACGAGCAUGUGGCCCCCGUUUACCGUUAAUUUGGACUUUCGACCAGACCUCCUUAGGCCUACAACCUUGAUGAAUCGUAUGCCUCGAAAAAACGACCUCUUCCCCUACCUCCUCGACGCUUUUCUUAGUCACGUGAUUGUUUUUGGCCUAGCAGUAUCUGUCUGGAAAAACGCUUGGGAUCUAAUGGAUGUAUUUAUUUUCCCGAACCAACCACGAAUAUCCGAUUUAUUUUGCGUGGUAGCUGGUUAUUUUAUAAGCACGUCGCUCUUCGUCUUCCAAACAAAAUUAGCCAGGGUGUCGGCGUCGAUGGACGGUCGGCAACGAUGGCGACUAAUCUACGAAGAUUGUGUCUAUGUAUUCGCCUUAAUAGCUUUACUACUCUUGUAUAGAGGAAUGUGGAAUUUGUGCAGCAAGUACAUUCUGCCUGAGAGUUCUGUCGGGGCUUUAUUGUGCCAUUUAUUCGGCACAGUUUCCUUGUUUUCAAUGCAAAUAUUCAGCACCGUUGGAAGUCCCGGUGUCGGCAGAGACGGUUACGAAACCAACGGUACAGCUCUAUUUCCUAUACGCUACAUGUCUACUUUCUUUAAAGAGGUGUCAGAAGGACUUCACGCAGCUCAAAAUGUUCUAUUAAAUGAAAUAACGGUAUAGACGUCUCCGAGCGUCUAGAGAGAGCAGGUGUUCGUUCGUUGAUGCGUGUGUAUGUAUAUGUAUACGGAGAGUACAUAUAAACGAACUUUAAAGAAAAAAGACGGUG
Messenger RNA from Dimorphilus gyrociliatus, 1379 nucleotides. NCBI's taxonomy places the organism in Eukaryota, Metazoa, Annelida, Polychaeta, Dinophilidae. The record is from the annotation of a GenBank genome assembly.